Messenger RNA from Lutra lutra (Eurasian river otter), 555 nucleotides. Its product is annotated as translation initiation factor IF-2-like. The record is from RefSeq and is a predicted model, not a curated record. Lineage: Eukaryota; Metazoa; Chordata; Mammalia; Carnivora; Mustelidae. The transcript has 3 exons. The coding region runs from base 1 to 555 and encodes 184 amino acids.
AUGCAGGGGCUCCGGCGAGGGCGUCCGGCCCCGCCCCUCGGCCCUCCCCGCCCCGCCCCGCCCUCGCCGGGGAAGGGCCACGUUGCUCUGCUGGCGGGCCGGCCAGGGCCCGGAGCGCCGGCGUCCGUCGGCUGGGAGGCCGGCCCCGGGGAGGGGACGGGGGUCGGGCUGAAGGAGGCCCCGCGGAGCGGAGAGGGCGCUCCGGGGCUCGGGUCCCGGCGCGGGAGGCAGCGGCUUUCUGAGCGCUUCGCGGCCCCGCGCAGCCCCGGGCGGCCCCAGCGGGAAGGGCUCGGCUCGGCGCGGGUUUGGCCGCGCGGCACUCGCGAGCCGGGAAGGGGAACUCCGCGUUCGGUUCUCGGAACCCCGGGCCUCCAGCUGCUGGAGCACGGGCGGGCUCCGCGGGCGGGAGGCGGUUGUGAAACGCGCUGGCGGGGCGUCCGUGGCCGUCAAGUUCAGAGGAAACCCAGGCCAUGUGAAGAGGCUAUGUGCAGGGCGUUGCAGCCAGAACUUCAUCUAACCGUGCUAACAUCAACCUGCAGGCAUGUGCCUGAAUAA